UGACACAUGGCCCCGAACGUUCAUCUUAAGGCUGUUAGAUAUUGAAUAAAUAAUACUAAGACUUGUGUGCUGUGCAGGAAACCCGCACGGCCCCUUUAAACAGCUCUCCUCCCCGGUUCUCCCAUCGUGUCGGUCUCUUCCCCAUUUCGCUGCUUUGUUUUCAUUGUCGCUCUUUUGAUCAUGGCUGCUCAUUCUAACGAAGAACCGUUCCCCUUCCACGGGCUGCUCCCCAAAAAAGAAACCGGCGCCACGUCUUAUCUCACCAGGUUCCCCGAGUAUGAUGGCCGAGGAGUGCUCAUCGCUAUCCUCGAUACCGGCGUGGAUCCCGGGGCUCCCGGCAUGCAGGUCACAACUGAGGGGAAACCAAAGAUCAUCGACAUCAUCGAUACAACUGGCAGCGGUGAUGUGAACAUGACCACUGUGGCAGAACCUAAAGAUGGGACAAUCACUGGCCUCUCUGGUAGAACACUUAAGAUCCCUCCUGCCUGGGUCAAUCCAUCAGGGAAGUAUCGCAUUGGAGUUAAAAAUGGCUAUGAGUUCUUCCCUAAGGCUCUCAAAGAAAGAAUACAGAAAGAGCGAAAGGAGAAGAUUUGGGACCCACCGCACAGAGCAGCACUCGCUGAGGUCUCUCGCAAGACAGAAGAAUUUGACCUCUCUCACCCAACACCCUCACAGAUGGAGAAGCUGCAGAAAGAAGAGCUGCAGAGUCAGUCAGAGCUGCUGGCAUCACUAGAAAAGAAGUACAGUGAUCCUGGUCCUGUAUAUGACUGUGUGCUUUGGCAUGAUGGCGUCACAUGGAGGGCUGUUGUCGACACUUCAGAGUGUGGAGAUCUGUCCCAGUGCACUGUGCUGAGCUCUUACAGAGAGGCACAAGAAUAUGCCACAUUAGGAAAUGCUGAGAUGCUUAACUACUCUGUAAAUAUUUAUGAUGAGGGAAACACGCUCUGCAUCGUCACCAGUGGAGGGGCUCAUGGGACUCAUGUGGCAAGCAUUGCAGCAGGUUACUUCCCAGAGGAACCUGAGCGCAAUGGUGUGGCCCCGGGUGCUCAAAUCUUGGCUCUGAAAAUUGGAGACACCCGACUCAGCACCAUGGAAACGGGCACAGGGCUCAUCCGUGCGAUGAUUGAAGUCAUCAACUACAAGUGUGACCUGGUUAACUAUAGCUACGGGGAAGCCACCCAUUGGCCCAAUUCGGGGAGGAUUUGUGAGGUGAUCACAGAGGCUGUGCAGAAGCACAAUGUGAUGUUUAUUUCCAGCGCAGGAAAUAAUGGCCCAUGUCUCUCCACAGUCGGCUGCCCGGGGGGAACCACCAGCAGUGUCAUAGGGGUUGGAGCGUAUGUGACUCCAGACAUGAUGGUGGCAGAGUAUUCCCUGAGGGAGAAGUUGCCUCCAAAUCAGUACACCUGGUCAUCCAGGGGUCCCAGUACAGACGGGGCCCUGGGAGUCAGCAUCAGUGCCCCUGGCGGUGCAAUUGCAUCUGUACCCAAUUGGACUCUCCGUGGUACCCAGUUGAUGAACGGUACAUCCAUGUCAUCACCGAAUGCCUGUGGAGGCAUCGCUCUAAUCCUUUCAGGGCUGAAGCAGAAUGGGAUCAGUCCUUCUGUUCCUGCGGUGAGGAGAGCGCUGGAAAACACAGCUCUGAAGGUUGAUGACAUAGAGGUGUUUGCACAGGGCCAUGGAAUAAUCCAGGUGGACAAGGCAUUAGACUACCUCAUCCAACACGCCUCUUUACCCACAAGCCACCUUGGCUUCUCAGUAAGUGUGGGAACACAGAAGGGCAUCUACCUCAGGGACCCAGCCCAAGUUCUUGCACCCUCUGAUCACGGUGUAGGAAUUGAACCCAUCUUCCCAGAGAACAUAGGAAACUCUGAAAGAAUCUCCUUGCAGCUGCAUUUGGCACUUACAUGUGCAGCACCGUGGGUCCAGUGCCCCUCCUAUCUGGAGCUUAUGAACCAGUGUCGUCACGUCAAUGUCCGCAUUGAUCCUGCUGGACUGAGAGAAGGGGUGCACCACACAGAGGUGUGUGGGUAUGAUACAGCAGCACCCACCUGUGGCCCCCUAUUCAGAGUUCCCAUCACAGUUAUUAUCCCUGUCAAAGUGACAGAUAGUCGUAAUCACGAAGUUUGUUUCACAGACGUGCACUUCAGGCCGGGCCAGAUCAGACGCCACUUCAUCACUGUUCCUCAGGGAGCCUCCUGGGCAGAGAUCACGCUGACCUCUCAUUCGGGAGAUGUGUCGUCCAAGUUUGUUCUCCAUGCCGUACACCUGGUCAAGCAGAAAGCGUACAGAGCCAAUGAAUUCUACAAAUUCUCUUCCCUAUUGGAAAGAGGUUCGCUAACUGAGGCUUUCCCUGUGCUGUCAGGUAGGGUAGUAGAGUUGUGCAUUGCACGCUGGUGGGCAAGCCUGGGUGACGUCACGGUGGACUACAACAUCUCGUUCCAUGGACUCAACACUUCCCCUUCACCCCUGCACAUACAUGCCUCAGAGGGAGUGACGAGUUUUGAUGUGUCGUCGCCUCUGAGGUAUGAGGAGGUGUCCCCGACCAUCACCCUCAAGUCCUGGGUUCAGCCUCUCAGGCCCUUAAGUUCAAAGAUUAAAGCCCUGGGAGCGAGGGACGUUCUGCCAAAUAACCGGCAACUCUACGAAAAUGUCCUCACCUACAGCUUUCACCAGCCUAAGAGCGGGGAGGUUACCCCCAGCUGUCCCAUGUUGUGUGAGCUGCUGUAUGAGUCUGAGUUUGACAGUCAGCUGUGGAUGCUUUUUGAUCAGAACAAGAGGCUGCUGGGCUCAGGGGACGCCUACCCACACCAGUAUUCUCUGAAACUGGAAAAGGGAGACUACACUGUGCGUCUGCAGGUCCGUCACGAGCAGUCCAGCGAACUGGAGCGCCUUAAGGACCUGCCAUUUGUGGUUUCUCACCGUCUGUCCAACACACUCAGUCUAGAUGUCUACGAGACGCAUCGCGCUGCCCUCAUGGCCAAGAAAAAGACGAAUUCUCUCACCUUGUGCCCUGGCGCCACACAGCCCUUCUACGUCACGGCCCUGCCAGAUGACAAGAUUCCAAAGGGGACGAGUCCAGGAUGUUAUCUCUCAGGCUCUCUGGUUGUCCCAAAGAGCGAGUAUGGCAAGAAAGCAGGGCAGGCCUCUGCAAAACGACAAGGAAAGUUUAAAAAGGAUAUUGUUCCAGUCGUCUACCACUUAAUUCCUGCUCCAAACAAGACGAAGAAUGGAGGGAAGGAGAAGGACAAGGAAGGAGACAAAGAGAAAGAUGUGAAGGAGGAGUUUGCAGAAGCUAUGAGAGACUUGAAGAUUCAGUGGAUGACAAAGCUGGACUCCAGCUCCAUCUAUGAUGAACUGAGGGAAAACUACUCGGAUUACCUUCCUCUGCACGUACAAAGACUUCACCAGCUGGACUCUGAAAAGGAGCGAGUGAAACGUCUCAGGGAGGUGAUCGCCGCAGCUGACGUUGUCAUCUCCCACGUCGACCAGACGGCUUUGGCUGUUUAUCUGACCAUGAAAACAGACCCUCGACCCGAUGCCGCCUCCAUCAAGACUGACAUGGAGAAGCAGAAGUCGUCUCUGCUGGACGCUCUGUGCAGGAAGGGCUGCGCUCUGGCUGACCAGCUCCUGCUGCCUUCAGCGCCGCAGGACGGCGCCGGUGCUGUUUUGUCCGGUCAAGCAGAGACGGAAGCUGUGGAACAGGUGGCCACCAGCUCUGACGACAGCCUCCAAAACGUGGCUAAAGCCCUGAUGGAUACAUUUUGGGAUGUGCAGAAGUGGGCGGAGCUGACCGACUCCAAGGUGUUGACAUUUUCUUACAAACACGCUCUCGCGAACAAAAUGUACGGCCGAGCCUUAAAGUACGCCUCGAAGAUGUUGGAGGAGAAGCCCAGCAAAGAGAGCAUGAGGAACUGCAUCCAGCUUAUGCGACACCUGCGAUGGACACAUUGCGCCACCUUCAGUGAGAACUGGCUGCCCGUCAUGUACCCUGUAGAUUACACACCAUUUUAAGCACAGUUGUGCACCAACACACACACGCACACACACACACACACACACACACACACACACACGCAUGAGCAGUGUGGCCAUACACAGUCCAGUACACGGCAACUUGGGUAUCAUGUCCCUCAGGGUCACAUGGUCUAUGCAUCUGGCUUCUUAAACGGAAAUGCUGGUGAACACCAAAAUGAAGGACAACGCCGAGUGUAAACGGUCUGAUGCACUCGAUGCGUCAUAAGGCGAAUUCAUCUGAUCUUUAAAUGUCUUGUUGUACAUUGAGUUUAACACUCAAAACUGUUGCCAGUGCUUGUUGAUGUCGUAGCUCAGUGCUUUCUUAGUCUGAUCGUGUCCUUUAUUUUGGUGUUCUCCACAUAUUUGGAGACUUUCACAUGCGCCCAUCCUCAACUCUCCGGACUCCAUAUCAUAUAAGUAACCUCAUUCUCUUGUGUAAAUACUGCUGAAGGGCCAGUGUGAGCUCCAGGGAUGCUUCCCAAAUCUUUUAAGAAAAACCCCAUCUGCUUAUUUUCCAGAAAAUAAAAGUAAAAAGAAAGAAACAGAGGAGCUCCUAACAUUAAGAUACUUUGGACAUUAAGAUGGACUUUAAGAUACUUUGAGAAGACAGGAGGACUUGCUGCUGCACGAUGUUCGGACGUACGAGCUCGCGUGCCGUCCGCCUGCUCCCUGAUUCAAAAAGGGAGGAAAUAUGUACUGAGCGUAAUAUCUUUAUUUUUUUUCUUUGUUUUUUGGUUGUUCCAGCCAGGCCAGGAUAAAGUCAACAUUUAGUCUCGUCUGUCUUUUUAAAGCUCUGACUCAUGUACACAGUAUCAGAACACAAAACGGUGUUGAGGUGCCUUCAUACAUGUACCUUACUUUUUUUCUGAUGGGACACAGGUUUUGACCGCAGGAAGCUGCAGAAUCGGCUGCUUGUGGUCAUUACGCCCAUCGGCCUUUGGUGUCAAAUGUUGUUUUGAAGCUUGUACCAGCAGCGUGAUGCGUCCGAGCGCUCGCUGAAUGCGGGCGGUCGGUGACUUGACGAGUUAUGGAAGCCACAAACCCACUUUUUCUCGGCUUCUGCUCACCUCCACCAACAUCACGCUGCUGUUACUCGAGCGGCGCAUUUGACGACCAUCAUAACAGACCUCACUAUCAUAACAGGAUGCAGUUGUGGGAAGCAGUCGGAUGUUCCGAUCGGAUUUUGUUGUAAAAUGCUCGCACAGUGUUAGACGUUUCUCUGCAGCAUUCAAAAUGUUGCUUUUGUACACAGUGUCAUAAAAUAAUGUACAUACACACGUAACAUAAAAAAAUAUCAAAAUGCAAUAGGUAUAUAAUACAAAUAUUAUUCUAAUUGAUGUAUUUUGCAUAUAUGCAUGUCUUCUAGGAUGUAAGGAACAAAAUAGUUUUAUUUGGAAGCAGAUUUUAGUUUGUUUCAAUUUCAGAGACUUUUUAAUCCCAAACAAGAUUCUGACUAUAUCCACUGUUGUUAUUUUCAUGAGUGUGUGUUUGUGAAUGACUCUGCAUGUAACUGUGAGACUGUUUUGUGUCCAUGAACAUUUUAUCCCAACAGAACUGAUAUUAUAGACAUUUAGAUUUGGGUAAGCAUGAGUUUGUUUGUUCGUUUUUUUUCUUCAGAUAUCUUAUUUACUUCAGAGGACCAUGCCAGUAGUUUUCUCUGUUUCAUUUAAUUUCCUACAAAUUGCAUAUACUUUGCAUCACAUCCCUUCAUUGUGCGUAUUAUAUUAUUUUAGGCCUGGGAACCGUUGGUUUUAGUUGUGUAAAUCCACAGUGAAGAUCAAGUCUGCAUCAAAGGCCCUGAGUGACGGGGUCCUACGUGAACGCAGUUUACUGGUGAAGGUUGUUGGAGGUUGGUUUUUCCUUAUCUAACAGGAGAGAUUUCUAUUUGUGCUUUUUUUUGUCCGUGUGGUUCUCAGUGGCUCGAAGCUAUAGAUAUAUUUCAAUAUGUAAAUCGAAAACGCGAUGAGAGUUUUGUGCUUAUAUGUUGCCGCUGUCUACCAAAUCUGAACAAACCACACCGACGCAGUCCGGUUGAGGCAUGUUAGCUGAAUUUUUAAAUAUUAAACUGUUCAUAAAUAAAUUGCAUUGCAUUUUUUUAAAUUUCUGUAAGCUGUGUGUCGGUGCAGUGUGCUUGCAGAUUGAUUUGAAGUCUUUGAUAAAAUAAUGCAGACUUGAUGUUCACUGUGAUGAUUUAUACAACCUGAAAGGUAUGGUGUUUACAUUACACGCCCUGCAACUUGACUGCCAACUGGAUUUUGAGAGUUCCCCUCUGAAGGGUCUACCAUUUGUUUGUCAUAACAGAAAUAAAUUAAUGUGAAAGAGUGGCUGUACAGAAGUGCAUCUGCACAGCCUUCAUGCAUUUGUAGAUGGUCAGUAAAAAAUAUACCUGUUUUUUGUUGAACAGCUUUAUCUUUUAAAAACACUGGUAUGGUCCUUUUAAAAUAUCUCAUCUGAGUCAUGAAACAGAUGGAGCAAAGGAGCUGCUUCCAGAAGAUACAAACUACAUAUUCACUUUUUAUCUUAUAUAUUUGUCAACCUUUAUCGCUUAUUGAUCUGUUAAACAGUACGUGUGAUUUCCUUUCACAGUCUUCAGUAUCAGUUUAACCAAAGAAUAGAUGUGUGAAGGCUGAAAAUGUUAAAAUGGACCUAAUUGAACAGAAGCCCUUAAACGAUCAAAUGGCCGAGUUUGAGAGGCACUCGUCCUCUUCCUCUGAUGUUGUUUUGAGCCAUCUGUUGUUUUAUGAUUGUGAAAGGAGCUGCUUUUGAGCUGAGUUAAUAAUCUUUUCUGGGACUGCCUUACAUACAGAGAAUCACUGGUCACAACUCAUGUUUACCCAAAGCUAAGAACACCUCGUGUUUCUGUUUUUAGCUGUGACUUGUAUACACUUUCUGAAACGGCCUCAGAGUGCGCUGAGUUUUACCAGUCAGGUGGGGUUUGGUUUUUGUUUUUUUGGCCUUUUCUUCUGUUUUCAUCCUAAUUCUCCUCUUUUCCCAGCGUUUGUGGUUUGGUUCAGAUAGACAUUACAUUCAGGGCUCAGCUGGUCUACAGUACGUGUUGCCAAUGACAGACUCUCCGAAAACGGCCUUAACUUUCACCACAGGACUGUACCGUCCAUUUCUGACACCUCUGUCGCUCUCGCAUCUGCUGGUGUCAGGAAACGCAUGAGAAAAUGCUUCCUCUGGAUGUUGAGUGUUUAUAUUUUUAGUCAUAAAAUCUAGUAAAUGCCAAUAUUUUACAGAAUGUUAUGACAUAAGGUUGUAUGCUCUUAUUAGUCUUAUUUUAUACCCAUUUCUUCCUCAAUGAUGCGGGAAAGACCUGAGCUACCGUCACACUAUUUUGUGGUCACGUGGAGUUAAGUCACAAACAAGGACUGAACACUGAAUAAAAAUGAUUUGGAAGAAUUCAAGUCUGCUCUGGUCAUCA
Messenger RNA from Scatophagus argus, 7438 nucleotides. It is a transcript of the gene tpp2, whose product is annotated as tripeptidyl peptidase 2. Gene Ontology annotation, biological process: proteolysis. Gene Ontology annotation, molecular function: tripeptidyl-peptidase activity; serine-type endopeptidase activity. The record is from RefSeq and is a predicted model, not a curated record. Gene Ontology annotation, cellular component: cytosol. The transcript is spliced from 29 exons. Lineage: Eukaryota; Metazoa; Chordata; Actinopteri; Scatophagidae. The coding region runs from base 181 to 4011 and encodes 1276 amino acids.